This is a messenger RNA of Ostrea edulis (European flat oyster), 1455 nucleotides long. RefSeq names its product nucleoside diphosphate kinase 7-like. The record is from RefSeq and is a predicted model, not a curated record. Bases 120 to 1253 code for a protein of 377 amino acids. Gene Ontology annotation, biological process: UTP biosynthetic process; GTP biosynthetic process; CTP biosynthetic process. NCBI's taxonomy places the organism in Eukaryota, Metazoa, Mollusca, Bivalvia, Ostreida, Ostreidae. The transcript is spliced from 9 exons. Gene Ontology annotation, molecular function: ATP binding; nucleoside diphosphate kinase activity. Gene Ontology annotation, cellular component: centrosome.
AAACACUCAUCCAAUGAAAACGAUUCUUUCAAAAUACAUUGUCUUAUGUUGCCAGGAACAACAACAGAGCUGAGUUAGAAACUGCAUGUGCACACUUGUGUUGUUGUGAAUAAACCAAGAUGGACAGGGAUGGGGAAGAAAGAUUUUGCUUUGUCGCUGAGUGGUAUGAUCCACAUGCAGCCUUUGUCAGGAGAUACCAAUUCAUGUACUAUGUUAAAGAUGGCACAGUAGAAAUGUUUGACAUAAAGAACCACAGAAUGUUUCUGAAGAAAACUCGUAUUGAAAGCAUUCGCCCAGAGGAUUUGUAUAUUGGAAAUACAGUAAAUAUUCUGUCCCGACAAAUGAACUUUGUGGAUUAUGGAGACGAUUUUACCAGAUCACGGCUUUCACAUAAAAAAGAAAGAACUCUUGGUAUGAUCAAGCCAGAUGCAGUUGCAAAAAUGGGACAGAUAAUUGAUGCUAUUUGCCAGAGGGGUUUCCUGAUUACAAAAUUAAAAAUGUGCCAGCUGAACCGAAAUGAAGCCUUUCAAUUUUAUCAAGAACACCAAGGAAAGCCUUUCUUAGAUACUCUCCUAAACUUCGUGACAAGGGGACCGGUCAUUGCUUUUGAGCUGAUGGGAGAGGGCUGUAUAUCGUCCUGGAGGGAUACCCUAGGACCUACUGACUCUGCCUUAGCCCGCUCAGAUGCACCUCAAUCAAUCCGUGCCAGGUUCGGGAAAGAUAAAACAGAGAAUGCCUGUCAUGGCUCGGAUGGUUUCGCCUCAGCAGCCAGGGAGCUGGAGUUCUUUUUCCCCAGCAGUGGUCCCUCUCGACAGAACACUGCCAAAUUCACUGACUGCACCUGUUGUGUCAUCAAACCCCACGCUGUCAAAUCAGGCUUGGCUGGAAAGAUUAUCAGCAGUGUUUUGGAGGCAGGAUUUGAAAUCUCAAUGAUUGAAAUGUUCCACAUGGAGAAGGCCAAUGCAGAAGAGUUUUACGAGGUUUACAAAGGUGUGGUGCAGGAGUACGGCUCAAUGGUGGCCGAGCUGACCUCUGGACCUUGUCUGGCCUUGGAAAUCCGAGCACAGCAUGCACCUCAAGCAUUCCGGGAAAUGGUGGGGCCUUCAGAUCCGGAGAUUGCCCGUCAUCUUCGACCCCGCACACUGCGAGCAUUAUUUGGAGUCGACAAAGUCCGUAAUGCAGUUCACUGUACUGACCUUCCGGAAGAUGGAUUAUUAGAGGUGGAAUAUUUCUUUAAGAUUCUUGGACGAUGAAAAAUUCACAGCUGUGUAACAUUUAGUGUAUUGAAAUACGGACAAUGAAAGGACCACAUUUUUGUGCAUUUGACAGAUAGGAAGAAGAGAGGUUGAUCAAACUGUGAUAAUACUUAUGGCAAUGUGACUUCUCAUUUCGUCGUUUUGAAGCAAAUAUACAUGUACUAUAAUAAUGAUAUAUAAUACAGUUCCUACUCAACAA